This is a messenger RNA of Dendrobium catenatum, 1738 nucleotides long. RefSeq names its product ethylene-responsive transcription factor ERF118. Gene Ontology annotation, molecular function: DNA binding; DNA-binding transcription factor activity. NCBI's taxonomy places the organism in Eukaryota, Viridiplantae, Streptophyta, Magnoliopsida, Asparagales, Orchidaceae. The transcript has 2 exons. The coding region runs from base 568 to 1425 and encodes 285 amino acids. The record is from RefSeq and is a predicted model, not a curated record. Gene Ontology annotation, biological process: regulation of DNA-templated transcription.
AGAGCAGAGCCGUAGGCUUCUAAUCUACUUUCGUGCUCUUCUGGCUUUAAAACCCUUAUCUGGGUGUAUCCUCCUUUUUUUUUUCUAGGGUUUUAGCCGGGGAGCGGUGGAGGAGGAGCGGCGAUCGGAGACGGGCAGGAGUUAUCGGGUUUCAGAUUGGGGAGAGCUUCGGAUUUAUGUCGUUCGAGCUUGUUCGCUUCUUUGCCGGUGAAGAAGACAGUAACGUUAAGAAGCUCAAGUUCCGAUCGUCGUCUUCGUCCCUGCUGCGACCCAACUGUUCCGCUCUGCUCGGCCCUCGGCCGUUCCUCUCUCCCUUCUCCUUUAUGCAAGGGAAGCUGGCGGGUGCAAAGAAAGUCUCCAUGCGCUUUCCUUCUUCCAGGCCUGGAUUUGGAGUGAAGUAUUUUGGGUUUUUACAUAUAGAUCCGGCCAUCUUCCUCUUUCGGCGGGCUACCCUAACUUGACACCUCUGAUCUGUCCUGAAAUCACCAGAUCGUCAAUUUUGUUUUUCAGUUUUUUCCCCUAACCUAUCGAUCUACUGCGUUACUGUAUUUAGCAAAGUGAUUAAAUAUGUCGGGACCUCAGAGACAGCUCCUGAUCCAGGACAUGAUGCGAGCAAAGAUAAAGAAGAAGGCCACCGCCGUCCGGAAAUUUGAAUCGAAGCCCAUGAGAAGGAUCCGCGUACUGUUGAACGACCCUGACGCGACGGAUUCUUCUGGCGACGAAGACGAUCUCUUCCCUGUUCUUAACCUGAAAAAGCGCGUCGUCCGUGAGAUCGCGCUCCUUCCUUUCCGUCUCAACCCUAUAUCUUCUUCUUCUUCGUCCACCUUUACCAUCGACGGUCCCGAAAACCCGAAAAAGCUGAAAACCCUAAAGCUCCGGCGCAUCGCUCCCACCACCUCCUCCCCACGUUUCAAAGGCGUUCGUCAGCGGCGUUGGGGAAAAUGGGCUGCUGAAAUCCGCGACCCGAUUCGCGGAGUUCGGAAAUGGCUCGGCACAUACGACAGCGCAGAGGAGGCCGCCGAAGCCUACCAGGAAGCCUUCACCCGCAUCCAGGCGGAGAAGCUCGGCCUCCAGCUCUCUUCCACUCCGCCGCCAUCUUCCUCCACCUCUUCUUCCAUCUCCGAACGAACUCUCUCCCUCGCUUCCCCUUCCUCAGUCCUAGACGUCUCCGCUCAACAGAUUCCCGCUCCGUCGAAGCCCUCGGAGCUUCCAUUGGCUCCACAAGUGGAGGCUUUCGAUGACAUGGACCCGGUGGACAUAAACUUCACUUUCUCCGGCUGCCCCUCCGCCGAUUUCCUCGUCGGAAACCUCGACGACUCAGGCGAUUUCCUCGUCGGAAAUCUCGGCGACGAUUUCGUCGGUCUCGAUGACCUUCCCCUUUGGGACCCACACUUCGACGGUGGAGAUCUCUCUUUCCUUGACUAGUAUUGGGAAUUUUGCAGCUUAGUCCCUACUUUUUUUCGCAUUUACAUUUAAAUCACAUCGUUAGAGAGUUGAAAGGUAUUAUUAUAAUUAUAUUUUGUGUGUUAUUUAGUUAAACAAAGAGUUGUAAUAGUGACCGCAAAUAUGCUGAAUUGCAGGGGUAUUUUGGGAGAAGUUUUCCACGGGUUUUUUGAAGAGAUCUUUUUGUUCGUAAUAAGAGCUGCCCGUGGGGAUUUUUCUGUAAUUCUCCCACUUUUCUCUGUAUUUGUUAUGGCUGUUUCAAUUAAUGAUAUUAUGAGCAAAUGUUCGCAUAAAA